Vitis vinifera (wine grape) is the source of this 4833-nucleotide messenger RNA. RefSeq names its product pleiotropic drug resistance protein 2. Gene Ontology annotation, cellular component: membrane. Bases 248 to 4687 code for a protein of 1479 amino acids. NCBI's taxonomy places the organism in Eukaryota, Viridiplantae, Streptophyta, Magnoliopsida, Vitales, Vitaceae. The record is from RefSeq and is a predicted model, not a curated record. Gene Ontology annotation, molecular function: ATP binding; ATP hydrolysis activity; ABC-type transporter activity. The transcript has 20 exons.
GAUCAAACAUAAAAAUUUCAUGUACGUCAUAAAAGACUCUCCUCUGCCACUCAGUAAUGCCCACUUCUCUACCGCUUUCCAGUCUCCAUCACCUCCUACAUCACUCCAUGCCCAUCAAUCUCAUCUACUCACCAUUUCAUCCACACCUUCUCUAGCAUCUUGAGCUCAUCGGUUGAAUCUGAGCUUUCCAGGGUUAUUAUAAAGGGGGGUUUGGAGUCUUUACUCUGAGGGGUUUUGGUGGGUGACAAUGGCUGCAGCAUUGGCUGGGGAUGAUCUAGCAAGGUCCAUGAGCAGCAGGCGCAAAAGUUUAGCGUCUGGAAGUAGGCGAAGUUGGGCUUCUGCGAGUAUUCUUGAGGUGUUGUCAGCACAAGGUGAUGUUUUUCAGAGUAGGAGAGAGGAUGAUGAGGAAGAGUUGAAGUGGGCGGCCAUUGAAAGGCUUCCAACCUUUGAGCGGUUGAGGAAGGGGAUGCUUAAGCAAGUUUUGGAUGAUGGGAAGGUUGUCCAUGAAGAAGUUGACUUCACCAAUCUUGGUAUGCAGGAGAGGAAGCAUCUCAUAGAGAGUAUACUUAAGGUUGUUGAAGAAGAUAAUGAGAAGUUCCUUCUCAGGCUCAGGGAAAGGACUGAUAGGGUUGGGGUUGAGAUACCAAAAAUCGAAGUCCGGUUUGAGCAUUUAUCAGUGGAAGGAGACGCAUAUGUUGGAACCAGAGCACUUCCUACUCUGCUCAAUUCUACCAUGAACUUCAUAGAGGGAAUACUUGGACUGAUUAGGCUUUCCUCAUCCAAGAAAAGGGUAGUCAAGAUACUAAAAGAUGUGAGUGGGAUCGUGAAACCAUCAAGAAUGACCCUGCUUCUGGGACCUCCAGCCUCAGGGAAAACUACCCUGCUGCAGGCGCUUGCUGGGAAGAUGGACAAAGAUCUAAGGAUGGAAGGAAAAAUCACAUACUGUGGUCAUGAAUUAUCAGAGUUUGUUCCUCAGAGAACAUGUGCUUACAUUAGCCAGCAUGAUCUGCACCAUGGUGAGAUGACAGUUAGGGAAACGUUGGACUUCUCAGGACGAUGUUUGGGAGUUGGAACCAGAUAUGAACUACUAGCAGAAUUGUCAAGACGAGAAAAAGAAUCUGCAAUUAAGCCAGAUCCUGAGAUAGAUGCAUUCAUGAAAGCAACAGCAAUGGCAGGCCAAGAAACUAGUUUGGUUACAGAUUAUGUGCUCAAGAUGCUGGGAUUAGACAUCUGCGCUGACAUUGUGUUGGGAGAUGAUAUGAGAAGGGGCAUUUCUGGUGGAGAAAAGAAGCGUGUUACUACCGGAGAAAUGUUGGUUGGACCAGCAAAGGCUCUUUUCAUGGAUGAAAUAUCAACUGGUCUGGACAGUUCCACCACUUUUCAGAUUGUCAAGUUUAUGAGGCAGAUGGUUCAUAUCAUGGAAGUAACCAUGAUAAUCUCUCUUCUCCAACCUGCACCUGAAACUUAUGAUCUUUUUGAUGCCAUUAUCUUACUAUGUGAGGGUCAGAUUGUGUACCAAGGUCCCCGUGAAAACAUCCUUGAGUUCUUUGAAAGCGUGGGCUUCAAAUGCCCAAAAAGAAAAGGAGUUGCAGACUUCUUGCAAGAGGUGACUUCCAGAAAGGAACAAGAACAAUACUGGUUCAGACACAAUGAACCUUACAAAUAUAUCUCAGUGCCCGAGUUUGCACAACAUUUCAACUCUUUCCACAUUGGCCAGAAGCUUUCAGACGACCUUGGAAUCCCUUACAAUAAGAGCAGAACCCAUCCUGCAGCAUUGGUGACAGAAAAGUAUGGAAUCUCCAACUGGGAACUCUUCAAGGCAUGCUUUGCCAGGGAGUGGCUAUUGAUGAAGCGCAACUCUUUUAUAUACAUAUUCAAGACAACCCAGAUUACAAUCAUGUCAGUAAUUGCCAUGACAGUGUUCUUCAGAACAGAAAUGAAGCAUGGCCAACUGCAAGAUGGAGUAAAAUUCUAUGGGGCUCUGUUUUAUAGUCUCAUAAAUGUAAUGUUUAACGGAAUGGCAGAGCUUGCAUUGACUCUUUUCAGGCUCCCAGUGUUUUUUAAGCAGAGGGAUUUCUUGUUUUACCCGGCAUGGGCUUUUGCAUUACCAAUUUGGGUCCUUAGGAUCCCCUUGUCACUCAUGGAGUCAGGGAUAUGGAUCAUUCUCACGUAUUACACUAUUGGGUUUGCCCCUUCUGCUAGUAGGUUUUUCCGUCAAUUACUGGCAUUCUUUGGCGUGCAUCAGAUGGCUCUAUCUCUCUUCCGCUUCAUUGCAGCACUUGGAAGAACACAGAUUGUGGCCAACACUCUUGGUACCUUUACAUUGCUACUGGUUUUUGUUCUGGGUGGUUUCAUUGUAGCCAAAGAUGAUAUUGAACCAUGGAUGAUAUGGGGAUAUUAUGCUUCUCCAAUGACGUAUGGACAAAAUGCGCUUGUCAUCAAUGAAUUUCUUGAUGACAGAUGGAGUGCGCCCAACAUCGAUCAAAGAAUUCCAGAACCCACAGUUGGAAAAGCUCUUCUCAAGGCAAGAGGCAUGUUUGUGGAUGGCUAUUGGUAUUGGAUUUGUGUUGGUGCACUCAUGGGGUUUUCUCUGCUCUUCAAUAUCUGUUUCAUUGUAGCUCUGACAUAUUUGGACCCUCUGGGAGACUCAAAAUCUGUCAUUAUUGAUGAGGAAAAUGAAGAAAAGAGUGAGAAGCAGUUUUUCUCUAACAAACAGCAUGAUCUGACCACCCCAGAAAGAAAUUCAGCUACUGCCCCAAUGUCUGAAGGUAUUGAUAUGGAAGUAAGGAAAACUAGAGAAAGCACCAAAUCAGUUGUCAAAGAUGCAAAUCAUACACCUACUAAAAGGGGAAUGGUGUUGCCCUUCCAGCCCUUAUCACUUGCAUUUGAGCAUGUGAAUUACUAUGUUGAUAUGCCUGCUGGAAUGAAGAGCCAAGGAAUUGAAGCGGAUCGUCUCCAACUGCUGCGGGAUGCUAGUGGUGCUUUCAGGCCAGGUAUUCAAAUAGCAUUAGUUGGUGUUAGUGGUGCUGGAAAGACCACUUUGAUGGAUGUGUUAGCAGGAAGGAAAACUGGUGGAUACAUUGAAGGAAGUAUCAGUAUUUCUGGUUACCCCAAAAACCAAGCAACUUUCGCUCGUAUUAGUGGAUACUGUGAGCAGAAUGAUAUACAUUCUCCAAAUGUAACUGUUUAUGAAUCUCUUGUUUACUCUGCCUGGCUGCGCCUUGCUCCAGAUGUCAAGAAGGAAACAAGGCAGGUGUUUGUUGAGGAAGUAAUGGAAUUGGUUGAGCUUCACCCCCUGAGGGAUGCUUUGGUUGGCCUUCCCGGAAUACAUGGGCUUUCAACAGAACAGAGGAAGAGGCUGACAGUAGCUGUAGAAUUGGUUGCUAACCCCUCCAUCCUCUUCAUGGAUGAGCCAACGACAGGCCUUGAUGCUAGAGCAGCCGCAGUUGUUAUGCGUACUGUUAGAAACACAGUGGAUACAGGGCGGACUGUUGUCUGCACCAUUCACCAGCCAAGCAUAGACAUCUUUGAAGCUUUCGAUGAGCUACUGCUGAUGAAGAGAGGAGGACAAAUCAUUUAUGCUGGAGCUCUUGGUCGCAAUUCUCACAAGCUUGUAGAGUACUUUGAAGCUGUCCCGGGGGUUCCUAAAGUCAGAGAUGGUCAAAAUCCUGCUACAUGGAUGCUGGAGAUCAGCUCUGCUGCAGUUGAGGCUCAACUUGGUGUGGAUUUUGCAGAAAUUUAUGCUAAAUCUGAACUCUAUCAGAGGAAUCAGGAACUCAUCAAAGAGCUGAGCACACCAUCACCAGGAUCCAAAGACCUUUAUUUCCCCACCAAAUACUCUCAAAGCUUUAUUAGUCAAUGCAAGGCUUGCUUCUGGAAACAGCACUGGUCUUAUUGGAGGAAUCCUCCCUAUAAUGCUAUCCGGUUCUUCUUGACCAUAAUUAUUGGUGUUCUAUUUGGAGUAAUUUUCUGGAACAAAGGAGAGAAGACAGACAAGGAACAAGAUCUAAUAAAUCUGCUGGGAGCUAUGUUUUCAGCUGUCUUCUUCCUUGGAGCCACCAACACUUCCUCAGUGCAGCCUGUUGUGGCAAUUGAGAGAACAGUCUUCUACCGUGAAAGGGCAGCUGGGAUGUAUUCAGCAUUGCCUUACGCAUUUGCCCAGGUGGCCAUAGAGGCAAUUUACGUUGCAAUCCAAACUUUGGUUUACAGUCUUCUCCUCUACUCUAUGAUGGGAUUCUACUGGCGAGUGGACAAGUUCUUAUGGUUCUACUACUACCUACUCAUGUGCUUUAUUUACUUCACAUUGUAUGGAAUGAUGAUCGUGGCACUCACUCCCAACCAUCAAAUUGCUGCCAUUGUUAUGUCGUUUUUCCUAAGCUUUUGGAAUCUCUUCGCUGGUUUUCUCAUCCCUAGGAUGCAAAUACCAAUAUGGUGGAGGUGGUACUACUGGGCUUCCCCUGUUUCUUGGACCAUCUACGGACUAGUGACAUCUCAGGUGGGCGACAAGGAGGAUCCGGUUCAGGUACCUGGAGCAGGUGUCAAGUCAGUGAAGCUGUAUCUUAAGGAGGCUUUAGGCUUUGAAUAUGAUUUCCUGGGAGCGGUUGCGUUGGCUCAUAUUGGUUGGGUCCUCCUCUUCUUGUUCGUCUUUGCCUAUGGCAUUAAGUUCCUUAACUUCCAAAGGAGGUAAAGGAAAGUCUCAGAAAAUGAUUGUUUCUUCUUCAUUUGCAUACACAAGUAUGUGUGAUUUACAGAUGACGGAAUGAGAAGUGGCUGCCUUGUAUUUAUCUUGAAUUUUGUAAAUUUGAAGAGCUUAUCAUUUGUUAUUUUUCUUAA